This is a messenger RNA of Folsomia candida, 487 nucleotides long. RefSeq names its product thioredoxin-2-like. Bases 81 to 473 code for a protein of 130 amino acids. The transcript has 3 exons. The record is from RefSeq and is a predicted model, not a curated record. NCBI's taxonomy places the organism in Eukaryota, Metazoa, Arthropoda, Collembola, Entomobryomorpha, Isotomidae.
GUAAGAAUUUCCAUAACCCCCACCAUUGCGCUUCAUACGGUAAUAAAAUUUCAUUCCGAUUGAAUAGUUCUGUUCGAAAGAUGACAAACCAAAAGUAUCGUACCCGAUUCUCCAUAUUACUAUUCCUUUUGUUUAUAACUGUUUUCAACACUUCGUCCGCCGAUGUGCAUGAAAUUCAGUCUUCUGACGACUAUUUCGACUUUAUGGGCCGUGAACUCGUCGUUUUUACGUUCAGCGCUCCUUGGUGUGGACCAUGUAGGCAGUUUUCACCCCAAUUGUCAGGACUCGCCACAAAAUAUAGUGGUCAGGUUGACUUUGCCACUGUAGAUAUUGAAAACGUGCCUACAGUUGCAACAAAUAUAGCAGAAUUACCAACAAUUCUAGUUUUCAAAAAUGGAUCGAGGGUGGCCGGAUUUGUUGGAGCAGAUAUUCAGCGAUUACACGCCGCAAUUCGAAAGCAAUUGGAAGAAUAAAUUUUCUGAUUCAA